Messenger RNA from Filobasidium floriforme, 1143 nucleotides. RefSeq lists its product as uncharacterized. The transcript has a single exon. Lineage: Eukaryota; Fungi; Basidiomycota; Tremellomycetes; Filobasidiales; Filobasidiaceae. The coding region runs from base 72 to 1118 and encodes 348 amino acids. The record is from RefSeq and is a predicted model, not a curated record.
GGCUCAUACCGGAGGCAUACUCACUUUCCCAGUCGACCUCUCUUCCAAAUCUUAGUCCGAGACGGGGCGAGAUGCACCUAGAUCAUCAGCUCCCCUGGAACGCCCUCGCUCGGCACAUCACCCUGAGCCGAUCAAAACGGGACUCGGCGUUCGACCUGGAUCUACGUGUUCAACGAUCACCAGCGCAAGUCAAGGCGUAUGCGCACUUUGUACACGUGUUGUCGAAGACAAUAGCCGACUUUGCUAGGACGUUCCAGGAUACGGGCGAGGAUCACGUCGAGGCAGGUCAGAAUGGAGAUUUGCUCUCCAGUGAUCUGGUGGAAUACCCGGAAAAAUUCGGCCUAGGCCCGUAUAUGACCAACUCCUUACGCUCGAACCCGCUUUGCGAGGAAUACCGUCAUAUCGAAUACUGGAUCCAACGAGCCCGAUCCCCGCAAGGAGAAGAUGGAGAAGAGCCGUCGACGUACACCACGGCCGAUGCCGAUCUUGCCGACGCUGUCAAGAUGCUCUUGACCAUCGCAGCCCGGGCGGGCGUUGACGAGAACGCAGAGGACGAAGAAUCGGAAACGAUGGCCAGGGAGGCGACAAGGGCUUUAUUACGUCUCGCUCGACACCGGGAUGUACCUCUCAUGUACCUCGCCGGUCUACACUGGGGUCACGGGUUCGGGUUCGACCUGGCCCCAUUGACGGCUUUGGAGAUCUACUUGUUGAUCAACACGAUCGAGAGGACGAUCAUCAACCGCAAACCCCCUGUGGUCAGAACCUCGGCUGGGGAGAAGGUCGUCCUGCCCAAAAUCGGGGAAGAGAUCUUGACUCGAACACAAGCCUUCGAGCGGUUCAUCGGGAACGCCAUGUGCGACUAUGAUUAUCCGGCCCAGAACGUCAUGCACGAGGCGUUCUGGCGAGAACUGGGAUGGGAUCGGGACGAGAAGAGCCGAACGGACCCGCUCGUACAGGUGCCAGGCUCGUUACAGCCGUACUUGCGAGCCUGUUUUCGGUUACUUUGUGUGUAUCACUUGAUGCGGACGAACGCCGAGCCGAGCGUCGAUAUGGACGCUGUCUGGAAGGAGAUGGUAGAUGGGGUCUUUGUAUGGUGGGGUAGCGCGAUGAUAUAUUAGAUGAGGCACUCUCGUAAUUGACAAG